This is a messenger RNA of Tilletiaria anomala UBC 951, 1180 nucleotides long. RefSeq lists its product as uncharacterized. The transcript has 3 exons. Lineage: Eukaryota; Fungi; Basidiomycota; Exobasidiomycetes; Georgefischeriales; Tilletiariaceae. The coding region runs from base 365 to 1165 and encodes 266 amino acids. The record is from RefSeq and is a predicted model, not a curated record. Gene Ontology annotation, biological process: coenzyme A catabolic process. Gene Ontology annotation, molecular function: acetyl-CoA hydrolase activity; coenzyme A diphosphatase activity.
GGGUGCAAAACCCAUUGCUCUCGUUCACAGUGGAUCGAAAAACAACCAGGCCGCUGCGCUCAGGUAUGGCAUCGUCGAUCCGCAAGCAGCUGCCCGAAGCAGCGCUGAAAGGUACUCGUCCGACGCCUAGCAACAACGCCGCCCGCCCGUACAGACUUUGAGUGAGAAUCGUAAUGAUGAACAAGGCUUGAUCUCUCCUCAUUAACCGUCUGUCUUGUGCAGCAUCACGAGUCGGACGCAAGCUGCUGUCGCAGUCAUUCUCUACGAGUCGGAUCACGUGUGGGAUGGUGACGUCUCGGGAAAGGGCAAAAGCCCAGCCUCGGACCCAUCGCUUCGCCUGCCUACGCCACAAUUGCAGGUCCUCAUGACCACGCGUGCACUGAACCUUCGAUCGCACCCCGGGCAAGCCUCUUUACCCGGAGGCAAGGCGGAUCACACGGAUGGUUGCGUGGAACGGACCGCGUUGCGCGAAAGUGAGGAGGAGAUAGGACUCGCGCAGAGUAAAUUGGGCACAACGCUCUUCUGGGUGCACACGGGAACGCCAUUCAUCUCAAAAACCUGCCUGCUUGUGCAUCCUGUCAUUUUUCUCCUCAUAGACCCAGAGGAGACGUUGCCGAGCCUGGUACCGUGUCCAACAGAGGUAUCUGCCAUGUGGUCCUUCCCACUAGAGCUCUUCCUCUCUUCGUGCAUACCCGCAGAGUACAGCAACAUACCAUUGUCGGACCCUACCACAGUCGACACGCACCGCGCACCACAGGAGGUGUUCCGCACAUACAGCGAUGUGCCCUGGAUUAACAGCGAACCGUACCGCCUACAUCGCUUCAGGACGCACCGGCAGCUCAUCAAGGGUCUCAGCGCAGACAUCCUCAUCGCGGCCGCGAUGCGCACGUACGGUCGCGCGGCGGCGUACACGCUCUAUGCGCCAGGCCAGCCGCCAUGGCAGGCAUGGGUUGACUACAUCGUCGCAGGCGAUCGUAGCACGCGCGUCACACGCUGGGGCGACGGAGAAAGCGGGGACAUGCUCACGAGCGCACAUGCGUACGCGACUGCCGUCGGCGUUGACGAUGCCGUGCCGCAACAGGCUGUUACUGCGAAUGACACUGCUGCACCGCGGUCUGAAGACUUAGUCAACGGGACGGAAAUAGCCAUUGUAGAAAGCUCAUGAAACCGAUAAACGAUU